AUGUCUUCCCGUAGUCUUCUCUGCCUGCUGGCUCUCGCUCUCUUCCAGUGCUCUGUGUCGGCCGAACAGCGGAGGCUCUCUCCAGAAAAUCUGCUGGUAAUCACCGCGGCAACAGAGGAGACAGAUGGCUUCAACCGCUUCAUGAGGACAGUCACAGAGUUCAACUACACUGUGAAGGUGCUCGGCCUGGGCGAGGACUGGAAGGGGGGUGAUGUGGCUCGGACAGUGGGUGGAGGUCAAAAGGUGAGAUGGUUGAAGAGGGAGCUGCUCAAACACUCUGACAAGAAGGACAUGGUCAUCAUGUUCGUGGACAGUUAUGAUGUGAUCUUCGCGUCGGGUCCAGAGGAGCUGCUGUCCAAGUUUUCUCGACUCGGUCACCGAGUGGUUUUCUCAGCUGAGGGAUUCUGCUGGCCCGACCAGAGACUGGCCCCCAAAUACCCAGUGGUGCAUUCUGGGAAACGCUACCUCAACUCAGGAGGUUUCAUCGGCUUCGCUCCAGAUCUCAGUGCGAUCGUCCAGCAGUGGAAGUACAAAGACAAUGACGACGACCAGCUUUUCUACACCAGGAUCUACCUGGACAAGACACAGAGGACCAAGUUCAACAUGACCCUGGAUCAUCGCUCCCGAAUCUUCCAAAACCUGAACGGAGCUGUUGAUGAAGUCGUCUUGAAGUUUGAGAGGGCAAAGGUCAGAGCGAGGAACGUCGCCUACGACACACUGCCUGUUGUUAUCCAUGGCAACGGACCAACCAAGCUGCAAUUGAAUUACCUGGGUAACUACGUCCCCACAGCGUGGACCUAUGAGAACGGAUGUGGGAUCUGUGACGACGACCUGCUCUUCUUCAGCGACGUACCUGAUGAGGAGAUGCCUCUGGUUUACGUUGCAGUGUUUAUCGAACAUGCAACUCCCUUCAUGGAGGAGUUCCUGGACCGACUGACGACACUCAACUACCCCACAGCGAGGAUCCGCCUCUUCGUUCACAACAACGUCGUGUACCACGAACGUCACAUCCAGAGGUUCUGGGAGCGUCACAGGACUUUGUUUCCUGAUGCCCUGCUGGUCGGACCGGAGGAGAACCUGCAGGAGGACAAGGCCAGAACCAUGGCUGUCGAGGCGUGUAAGAAGAAUCCAGAGUGUGAUUACUACUUCAGCAUCGACUCCGACGUGGCCUUGACGAACCCCGACACACUGAGGAUACUAAUCGAGGAAAACAAGUCUGUUAUAGCCCCCAUGUUGUCCAGACACGGGAAGCUGUGGAGUAACUUCUGGGGCGCUCUGAGUCCUGAAGGAUACUACUCCAGAUCUGAAGACUACAUCGAGAUCGUCCAGGGAAAGAGGAUCGGUCUGUGGAAUGUGCCGUACAUCACUCAGGCCUACCUGAUCAAAGGAAGCGUCCUGCGAUCCAAACUGUCCCAGGUGAGCCUGUACUUGGACGAGGGGAUGGACCCUGACAUGGUGUUCUGCAGGAGCAUCAGAGACCAGGGAGUCUUCAUGUUCGUAUCAAACCGCGACGAGUUCGGUCGUCUGGUGGCGUCGACCAACUUCAACACGUCCAGGCUGCACCCGGACAUGUGGCAGAUCUUCGACAACCCUGUGGACUGGAAGGAGAAGUACAUCCAUGAGAACUACUCCAGGAUCUUUGAAGAUCAGAAGAUCUUUGUGGAGCAGCCCUGUCCAGAUGUUUACUGGUUUCCAGCUUUCUCAGAUAAGAUGUGUGAUCACCUGGUAGAGACCAUGGAGGACUGUGGCCAGUGGUCUGGAGGUUCACACAAGGAUGAGCGUCUGGCUGGCGGUUAUGAAAACGUCCCGACUGUGGAUAUCCACAUGAACCAGAUCGGCUUUGAGAAGGAGUGGCUCAAAUUCCUCAAAGAGUACAUCGUCCCCGUCACUGAAAAACUCUAUCCUGGAUAUUACCCCAAGGCCCAGGCCAUUAUGAACUUUGUGGUGCGUUACCGUCCUGACGAGCAGCCGUCUCUGAGGCCGCAUCAUGACUCCUCCACCUUCACCAUCAACAUCGCCCUGAACAGGAAGGGCAUCGACUACGAGGGUGGAGGCUGCAGGUUCCUGCGUUACGACUGCAAGGUGGAGUCUCCCAGGAAGGGGUGGUCCUUCAUGCACCCGGGCCGGCUGACCCACUACCACGAGGGCCUGCCCACCACCAGAGGGACCAGAUACAUUAUGGUGUCCUUUGUCGACCCCUGAACACUCCAAGUUUGUGUGUGUGUGUGUGCGCGCGUGUGUGUGUGUGUGUGUGUGCGUGAACAUCAGUCCACCUCAUCAUCACAGAUAAACAGACCCGAUGGAGGAUUAUACGUGAUGAACGUGAAUGCAUCGUCUCAGAACUAGUUUUUUCUAGAGUUUCUUUUAUUUCCCAUUGGAUGAUCCACCUCACUUGCGUUUACACCUGACGCACCUUUACCUGCCGCUCAUCAUAACGAGCUGUGAUCACAUGUAUCAUUUCAAUGUGUCUUCAUACCAGUUGUAACAGGUGUCACUCUGAGAAUCCUGAACGCAUCCUUGUUAGCAUUUCAAAGUAAGAGUCACUUUAUUAAGCUUUCAUUUACUUUCAUAACUUCAGACAAAGAAACGAGCAAAGACGUGAAAACACAAGCGAUUUAAGGCAUCCUUUAAGUGCAUUUCAAAAUAAGAGUCUUGUAAGUCGUCACCGCGCUGCCUUAUUUUAUAACACUACCUGAAUCUAUGCAAGCAGAACACACUCCGUGUCUGUGUGUUUUUGUGUGUCUUUUGUGUGUGUAUACGUGUGUCCAUCAGCUGUCCAUCGUCCUGCAGGGGGCGCUCUCCUGUCAGUUACCACUGUGACCGUAACCCACAGCGCCCUCUAGAGGAUUAUGGUAUUUGUACGUUUUUCUCCAAAGCUGGCGACCAGCUGGGGUUAAAAAUAAUUAACAUCGACCACAAAACCCGUUUGGGGGAUGUUGGGGUUACCCUGGCAACCAGUAGUGUUGCCGUGAAUGAUGGGAAUCAUAGCAGUAGGCAGCAGCUGUUUUCAGCCAAUCGGAUCACUCAAAUUAAGGGUUUGAUUUCCCCCAAACAGUGAAUGUUAAAUCUGGAGAAAAAUAAAUGAUAUAGAAAUGAAAGAAAAGCCUAAAAAGACUUGGAGGAGCAUGAAAAUGUAAAAAAGCAAAAGUAUUUUUAUGUCAAGAAGUCGGGGAGUUUGGUAAAAGUCUGAAAAAUGAGUGUUACGGAGGUGGAACUCCACUUUAAGAUAUUUUUUAACUGUUUCUGGGAAAACAGCAAAGGCGUUUUAUAUUUCCAUGUUUUGUUCCCCAUUGUUUAGUUUUUAAAUUCACUUGGUUCGUAUCUUUAAGUUUUCUUUGUUUCCAUCGGGUAGUGGAGUAUUUUUCCGUCGUCUCCUCUCACAGUAUUUAUCUCCUUAUUUAAAAUGAACAAAAAAUGUUUUGAUGGUUCUGAGUCUGUUUGAGGAACGAGGUUUCCACCUGACGCUGCCUUUAGUUUUCUCUCCAUGCGUGCCUGUCGAUACGAGGAAUAAACUGUCUCUGGCUUUGUACAAACUGCAUUAAAUUAUUUGUUAAUGACUGAGUGAAGAAAGUUUUGAGAUUUUAAUAAAUAAUUUUACUGUCA
This is a messenger RNA of Xiphias gladius (swordfish), 3603 nucleotides long. RefSeq names its product procollagen-lysine, 2-oxoglutarate 5-dioxygenase 3 (gene plod3). The transcript is spliced from 19 exons. Gene Ontology annotation, molecular function: procollagen glucosyltransferase activity; L-ascorbic acid binding; iron ion binding. Bases 1 to 2202 code for a protein of 733 amino acids. Lineage: Eukaryota; Metazoa; Chordata; Actinopteri; Istiophoriformes; Xiphiidae. Gene Ontology annotation, biological process: peptidyl-lysine hydroxylation. Gene Ontology annotation, cellular component: endoplasmic reticulum. The record is from RefSeq and is a predicted model, not a curated record.